GCAACACGUUUGAGCUCGACUCCGCAUGUUAAUACAAAAUCAAAUCAUUUUAUAUCGAUGCACCUGCAGAACAAAGGCACAUUAAGCUGGAAAGACUGACUGAAUUCUGUCGUCCGAUUAUAAAACAUGACUGUUGUUGAUUUAUAGACUCGAUUUGUCGUCUGUUUCCACGACCCUGAAACCUUCUUUUUCUUUUUUUUUGGUGGGCGAUUGACAGUUCUACAGGACAUAUAUGCAUAAAUGGCAUGAAUUGUAGGAAUUUGUCAAUACGUCUGCAGCACACUACCUUGUCUGCUAAAAGGGUACUUCAGUAACAGUUUGUGGUGUAGUUUCUUUCUAAGUGAAGGUUUUAUAGACCGUUCUAUCCAUUUAAUCAUCGUGGGAUUGCGUGCGUUGAUCAUUAUUUGCCAUGUAUCAUCUACAUCAUUACGAUCAUUCGCGGUAAGUAAUCGCCGGUGGCUAUAUAUCUCCUACAGCUGCCGAGUUGUGAAAUAUGGUGAUCAGCAUAAUGGAGGUGAGCUGCAUUUCCGAAGACAGUGCUGUCACGUGGCACACGUCUCUCGCGUGCUACCUGUGCGGAGAGCUGUUUCGAAAGCCCAGGAUCCUACCGUGUGGACACACGUUCUGUGCCGACUGCCUCACCAAACUCAGAGAGGAAAUCGUCAGAGAGGCCAAGCUGGCGGGGAAGUAUGACCCCAGACACGCCGAGAUAGGACACUUCCUCUGCCCCACCCCGGACUGCCAUUACUCUAUCAGACUGACGAACUUGGUCCGAUUCACCACUAAGAACAGAACAGUUUCGGAAGCUGUCGGAGCCUACAGGAAACUCACUGGGUCCAAACAGGACCAAGGCUGCCAGACUGACAUUACUCUCGAGUCCAUCUUGAUUGCAGUGCCCAAGAGUCUGCUGGUUCGUGACGGGAACAGACGAGGGCAGCAGUCGUUUAUGAACACCGUCAUCCAGAGAGCCAUCAGCAUGGACAGUCUGAGCAGGAACUACAUUCCCAACAGACACUUCAACUGGCGCUCGUGUGUGGCCAUGUUAGGAGUUAGCGUACUCCAGCAGUUGAUUCAUAUAUGACAAUAACAAAUACUUACCCUUGCUUGUUAAGUAUACAUGUAAAAUGUGUUAUGAAUUUAUCACACAAAGGCUUUGAACAAUGUUUUCUAUCACACCAAAACUCAAUGCAGGCAUUUUAG
Messenger RNA from Gigantopelta aegis, 1200 nucleotides. RefSeq lists its product as uncharacterized. The transcript has 2 exons. The coding region runs from base 494 to 1081 and encodes 195 amino acids. NCBI's taxonomy places the organism in Eukaryota, Metazoa, Mollusca, Gastropoda, Neomphalida, Peltospiridae. Gene Ontology annotation, cellular component: chromatin; nucleoplasm. Gene Ontology annotation, biological process: positive regulation of DNA-templated transcription. The record is from RefSeq and is a predicted model, not a curated record. Gene Ontology annotation, molecular function: ubiquitin-protein transferase activity.